CCCGAUGCAGCUACGGGCCCGGAGCGCCGGGGCGGCCCUAAGCGGGCCCGGGAGGCCGCUGAGCUGGAGCAGCAGCGGCGCCAGGAGCAGAAGCGGCGGCGGGAAGCACAGCAGCGGCAGCAGCUGCAGCACCUCGAGUCCUUUUAUGAAAAACCUCCUCCGGGACUUAUUAAGGAAGAUGAGACUAAACCAGAAGACUGUAUCCCAGAUGUACCAGGCAAUGAACAUGCCAGAGAAUUUCUGGCUCACGCGCCAACUAAAGGACUUUGGAUGCCCCUGGGGAAAGAAGUCAAGGUUAUGCAAUGCUGGCGUUGUAAACGGUAUGGACAUAGAACGGGUGACAAAGAAUGCCCAUUCUUUAUCAAAGGCAAUCAGAAAUUAGAACAAUUCAGAGUUGCACAUGAAGAUCCCAUGCAUGACAUCAUAAGAGAGAAUAAGCGGCAUGAAAAAGACGUGAGGAUUCAGCAGUUAAAGAAGCUACUAGAAGAUUCUACCUCAGAUGAAGAUGGCAGUAGUUCCAGCUCCUCAGAAUGUAAGGAGAAGCAUAAGAGAAAGAAGAAGAAAGAGAAACAUAAGAAAAGGAAAAAGGAGAAGAAAAAGAGAAAGAAAAAGAAAAAAAAGCACAAAUCUAAAUCAAAUGAGAAUUCAGACUCUGACUAAAAAGUCAUUUCCUUUGAAUCCACCUUGUCACUCCAGAAUCAUAGCUGAAUGUCAGAGGUAAAGAAGAAGUAGCCACAAAAAGGCCUCAGUUGACAGAGAAAAAGGAACCAAAAAAACGUGCAUAGUUAGCAUCCCCCCGUGGCAUUUUGCCCUCCUGCCAACAGUGAUGAAUUCACCGUGAUGUUGUUUCUUACAUGCCACUGCUGGAUUCUCAUCAUCAUCCUCCCUGUGUACUAUAGUUUGUGAUUCGU
Messenger RNA from Gracilinanus agilis (Agile Gracile Mouse Opossum), 911 nucleotides. Its product is annotated as retinitis pigmentosa 9 protein homolog. Gene Ontology annotation, biological process: RNA splicing. The annotation marks the transcript as partial. Lineage: Eukaryota; Metazoa; Chordata; Mammalia; Didelphimorphia; Didelphidae. The transcript has a single exon. The record is from RefSeq and is a predicted model, not a curated record.